UGCUACCUAGUGGAUCUCCUGGGAGCCACUCUCUCACGUCCUACACAGCGGUCCAGAGCCAUCAGUCCAGAGACGCAAAUACUUGCUGCCUUGGGUUUCUAUACCUCUGGCUCCUUCCAGACUCGCAUGGGGGAUGCUAUCGGCAUUAGCCAAGCCUCGAUGAGCCGCUGUGUUGCCAACGUAACCGAGGCACUGGUGGAAAGAGCCUCACAGUUCAUUCACUUUCCUAAAGAUGAAGCUACUGUUCAGACCCUGAAGGAGGACUUUUAUGGGCUGGCAGGAAUGCCGGGAGUGCUGGGGGUGGUGGACUGCACCCACGUGGCAAUCAAAGCACCAAACGCCGAGGACCUGUCCUAUGUGAACCGAAAGGGUCUCCAUUCCCUGAACUGCCUCAUGGUGUGUGAUUCCAGAGGAGUCCUCCUUAGUGCUGAAACGCACUGGCCAGGGAGCCUGCCGGACUGCGCGGUGUUGGAGCAGGCAGCCCUCACAAGCCAGUUUGAAACUGAGCUACAUAAAGAUGGCUGGCUACUUGGUGACAGCUCCUUCUUGCUCCGGACGUGGUUGAUGACCCCUCUGCACAUCCCCGAGACGCCUGCAGAGUACCGCUACAACAUGGCCCAUUCCGCCACUCACAACGUCAUUGAGCGCACCUUCAGAACCAUCCGGUCGCGGUUUCGCUGCCUCGAUGGCUCCAAAGGCACCCUGCAGUAUUCUCCAGAGAAGUCCAGCCACAUCAUUCUGGCCUGCUGUGUGCUUCAUAACAUCUCCCUGCAACAUGGACUGGAUGUGUGGUCUGCACCAGCCACAGGGCACAUGGAACAAUCGGAAGAAGAAUAUGAGCAAAUGGAAUCGGUGGACUCAGAAGCCUGUCGUGUCCGUCAGGAACUUUUACUUACUCAUUUUAGCUAAUGUUGUGACAGAUAGAAGGCUUCUAACAGUUCAUGUGAAAAGUUAUCUGGAGCAAAAAUGCCCCUUCCUCUUCUUUUAGCCUGUAGAGACUUAAGGAGAUGUGAGAUGAGAAGGAAUUUAUUCUCUUCAUUUCAGGCAAAUUUCUGAACUUCUCUCAAUCUCUCCAGAGAUUCAAUUUAAUUGGUACAUUGUUGUUGUCAUGAUGCUUAGAGACACCCCUUUCACUUGACUUAGAGAACAAUGACUAAUGUGACAACAGUGGGAAGAUUAGGGGAAUUGUCUUCUAUAGUGAUGGAAAAUCUGUCAACCUUAUGCUGUUUUACAAAGCAACGAUUCUUUUCCACUGUGUAAUUCAAAACACGAUUGAUUUUUUUAAACAGUGUUUUGCACAAAUUAAAUUUCCACAUGAGCUCCUUUCUAC
This is a messenger RNA of Cyanistes caeruleus (blue tit), 1330 nucleotides long. The record is from RefSeq and is a predicted model, not a curated record. NCBI's taxonomy places the organism in Eukaryota, Metazoa, Chordata, Aves, Passeriformes, Paridae.